Messenger RNA from Miscanthus lutarioriparius, 2313 nucleotides. The record is from the annotation of a GenBank genome assembly. Lineage: Eukaryota; Viridiplantae; Streptophyta; Magnoliopsida; Poales; Poaceae.
AUGGCGGCUUCCGCCUUCCUCGUCGUCGCCCCGGUGCACGCGCCGCCGCUGGUGCGCCCCCGCGUCGUCCCUCCUCCCCCCACCUGCGGCUGCCGCCGCUGCUCCGCUCCGCGCGGGGGACUCACCCUGCGCCCGCAGGCUUGCGCUUCACGCCGCCGCUGCAACCCGGCGAUCCGCCCGGUGAGGUUCUGUGCGGAAGUUGGUUCGGGGUGGCCCGUAGUGCUCACUCACUCAAUCAAAAGGGAGUUUCACAAGGGUAUAAGUGUCGCAAGGGUGGAUGGCAAUGCUGCUGGUCAAGUCAGUGUCGACGACGAUGACGAUGAUUUAGACCAUAUCACCAGCGAGACCGUUCGUGCUGCCAUAAGGAAAAGCAAGGAAGUGCUGGCAAGGCACAAGGUUAUAAUGGAGCAGAUAGCAGAAAAGAAGCACCUCACAGCUAUGCUUGACAGUUCCAUUCAUAAUGAGCAAGAGCCACUCAGUGGUCAGAGUGAUGGUUCCUUAGCAAACCUGAAUGCAAUUGCAGAGAGCACAGAGAUUGGCUAUGGCCAUCAGACAUACCAUGAUAGUUCUUCACAGCAAUCUGAAUUUGACACCACUUACGGAGAAUCCAUCUACAAUCAGAAUGAAUACUAUGAAAGUUUAAAAGAUGAUGGCAAUGAUUUCAGUGAGAAUUAUCAGCAUAACAGUUUUCCUAGAGCUGCUCGUAGUGUAUAUGAACUAGAAGCAGAUAAUGGUAUGAAACAAGAUUAUGUGGUACAACUAAGUCAAGUAAGCGAACAUGAGCAGUCAGUUAAUGAGGGAACAAAUGACAAUGCAUCUGGUGGAGUUGAUGUUAUGAAUGUCAUAUUGGUAGCCGCAGAGUGUGCUCCUUGGUCCAAAACAGGUGGCCUUGGGGAUGUUGCUGGAGCUUUGCCUAAGGCUUUGGCCAGGAGAGGUCAUCGUGUCAUGGUAGUAGCUCCAAAAUAUGGUGAUUAUGAGGAAUCACAAGAGAUAGGAGAGCCAAGGAAUUACCAAAUUGCAGGGCAGGAUAUGGAAGUAAAGUAUUACCAUGCAUACAUAGAUGGUGUGGAUUUUGUUUUCAUCGACAAUCCCGUCUUCCACUAUGUUCAGAGUGAAAUUUAUGGUGGGAACCGAACUGACAUCUGGAAACGAAUGGUUUUGUUGUGCAAAGCAGCUGUAGAGGUUCAAUGGUAUGUUCCAUGUGGUGGCUUCUCCUACGGUGAUGGAAAUCUUGUGUUUAUUGCAAAUGAUUGGCAUACUGCACUUCUACCUGUUUAUUUAAAGGCAUACUAUCGUGACAAUGGUUUUAUGCCAUAUGCCCGUUCUGUUCUUGUGAUACACAACAUAGCACAUCAGGGUCGUGGCCCGAUAGAUGAUUUCAGUUACCUGGAUUUACCAGGUCAUUACAUGGAUCAGUUCAAACUUUAUGAUCCAUUUGGAGGUGAUCAUCUAAACAUUUUUGCAGCUGGUAUUAGAGCUGCUGACCGUUUGCUUACCGUUAGUCAUGGUUAUGCAUGGGAGCUAAAAACACCUGAUGGUGGUUGGGGCCUUCAUAGUAUCAUUAAUGAAAUUGAUUGGAAAUUCCAGGGUAUUGUAAAUGGUAUUGAUAAUACGGAUUGGAAUCCUAGGCAUGAUGUCCAUCUACAAUCUGAUGGGUACGCCAACUAUUCUCUAGAAACCGUUCAGACUGGUAAAGCACAGUGCAAGGAAGCACUACAGAAAGAGCUCGGCCUCCCAGUUCGUGGUGAUGUUCCAGUCAUUGCUUUUAUUGGACGGUUGGACCAUCAAAAAGGUGUAGACCUGAUAGCAGAGGCAAUGCCAUGGAUUGCUGGUCAGGAUGUACAAUUAAUUAUGUUGGGUACUGGAAGACAAGACCUUGAAGAUACAUUGAGGAGGCUGGAGAGCCAGCAUUAUGACAAGGUUAGGGGCUGGGUUGGGUUUUCUGUCCGGUUGGCUCAUCGGAUGACAGCAGGGGCUGAUAUACUAUUGAUGCCGUCAAGGUUUGAGCCAUGCGGGCUGAACCAGCUAUAUGCCAUGAUGUAUGGGACUGUCCCUGUAGUUCAUGCAGUUGGAGGUCUCCGCGACACAGUCGAACAUUAUAAUCCCUAUGAGGAGGUUGGAGUUGGAUGGACUUUUGAGAAAGCAGAGGCAAACAGAAUGAUCGAUGCCCUAGGGCACUGCUUGAACACAUACAGAAAUUACCGGAGCAGUUGGGAAGGUAUCCAACGGAGAGGGAUGAUGCAGGAUCUAAGCUGGGAUAAUGCUGCUAAACUCUAUGAGGAAGUUCUUCUUGCUGCCAAAUAUCAGUGGUGA